This is a messenger RNA of Pipistrellus kuhlii (Kuhl's pipistrelle), 4569 nucleotides long. RefSeq names its product UDP-GlcNAc:betaGal beta-1,3-N-acetylglucosaminyltransferase 5 (gene B3GNT5). The coding region runs from base 543 to 1676 and encodes 377 amino acids. NCBI's taxonomy places the organism in Eukaryota, Metazoa, Chordata, Mammalia, Chiroptera, Vespertilionidae. The record is from RefSeq and is a predicted model, not a curated record. Gene Ontology annotation, biological process: brain development. The transcript is spliced from 3 exons. Gene Ontology annotation, cellular component: membrane.
UCCUCUGCCCACUCCGCCCGGCGGCUCCCCAGGAGGAAGCCGGCGAGUCCGGCCGCGCCGCCUGCACGGGCCGUGCCCAAGAGCCAGCGGGCAGGCUUUGUGUUGGGGACCGGAGGCCUCUGCCUGGACAUCGGGAGGACAGCCGGCCUCCGCUGCCCCCUUAACAUGGAGUCAUCUGGGUGAGGGCAAGUGUGGCUUGAAGUCCGAAGGAAACACCGCAGCCAAGGCUACGCGUAACUUCUGCAGAGGGGAGUACAGGGGAUGCCUGCUCGAAGCCAGUCACCGAACUCGAUGAAUGAUGCCGGCGUGGGAACUUAAUGAUGUGCCAGUGUCCUCAUUCUAUCGUGUGUUCCGUUCUUUUGCAAUCUCAGCAAAAAUGGUCUUCAAAGAAAGUAUUUUGUGACAUAAGAAGCUCCUUUUCCAUUUGUCAUGACCAGCCUGUCUUAAGAUGAACAUCGGUUCUACAGAGUCUGCAGUUUUGUGGUCUCGAAGAAGCAAAUGCCCAUUUAACACGGAGCCUCACUAAAAAAACCGACGUCAGAAUGUUUGUUAGUGGCAGACGAGUGAAAAAAUGGCAGUUUGUCCAGUUAUUUGCCACUUGUUUCAUCCUGAGCCUUAUGUUUUUUUGGGAACCAUUUGAUAACCACAUCGUGAGCCAUAUGAAAUCCUACUCCUACAGAUACCUCAUCAACAGCUACGACUUUGUGAACGAGAGCCUGUCUCUUAAGCGCAGCGAGGAUGGGGCUCCUCACUACCAGUACCUGCUUAACCACAAGGAGAAGUGCCAAGCACAGGACGUCCUCCUUCUGCUGUUUGUAAAGACGGCUCCUGAAAACUACAACCGACGCUCUACAAUCAGGAAAACAUGGGGCAAUGAGCAGUAUGUUCGGUCUCAACUGAAUGCCAACAUCAAAACUCUGUUUGCCUUAGGAACACCCUCAAACCCACUGACGAGAGAAAAACUGCAAAGGGAAUUGGUCUGGGAAGACCAGAUGUACAACGAUAUAAUUCAGCAAGACUUUGCCGAUUCUUUCUACAAUCUCACUCUUAAAUUACUGAUGCAGUUCAGCUGGGCAAAUACCUUCUGUCCACAUGCUAAAUUCCUCAUGACUGCGGACGAUGACAUAUUUAUUCACAUGCCCAACCUUAUUGAAUACCUCCAGAGUUUAGAACAGAUGGGCGUUCAAGACUUUUGGAUUGGCCGUGUUCAUCGCGGUGCCCCUCCCGUGAGAAACAAACACAGCAAGUACUAUGUCUCCUAUGAAAUGUACCAGUGGCCAGCCUACCCUGACUACACUGCUGGGGCUGCCUACGUGAUCUCUAGUGAUGUGGCUGCCAAAGUCUACAUGGCCUCACAGACACUCAACUCUAGUCUUUACAUCGAUGAUGUGUUCAUGGGCCUCUGUGCCAAUAAAAUGGGGAUAGUACCACAAGACCAUGUGUUUUUCUCGGGGGAAGGAAAGACCCCUUAUCACCCCUGCAUCUACAAUGAAAUGAUGACAUCCCACGGACAUGUUCACGACCUCCAGGACCUGUGGGAGGAUGCCACAGACCCGAAAGUGAAAACAGUUGCCAGUGGUUUUCUUGGCCAGCUAUACUGCAAGAUGAUGAAGAUAGUUCUCCUUUGCAAAUUGACCUAUGUGGACACAUACCCCUGUAGGGCUGCCUUUGUCUAAUAGUACUUGAAUGUUGUAUGUUUCCACUGUCACUGAGCCAAGCCUGGAUGAAAAAAACCUUUAAAUGUUUGUCUACACCUUACAUGAAAGAUGAAUAUGAACAAAACAAAGAAAUCUUUUGAAAGUGCAGUCUCUCAGAAUUUUUCUUUGAUUGUAGAAGCUAUUCAGUAUACGUUCUCUACUUCAUUGCCUAAAUCCAUUUCAAGGAAUUUAUAUGUAGAAAAGGUUUGUGAAAACAAAACUAAAGGGAAAUUCAGGUUCUCGAUGCCACAUGAAUAUUUGCAGCAUAAAGAAGUUAUUAAGGAACCAUAGUGUUAGAAUGACUGCAUUGGAAAGUACCAACCAAAUGUCAAAGAAAGGAAUAUAUUGUUAAACUAGGUAUACAACUUAAUUUUUAUUAAAGAGCACUUGAUGGAAAUGGUGGAGGCAGCAGAGGAUUGGCAUAAGAGAAAGUAUUGCACUUGGUAAAAGCAAGCCUUGUAUUUUUCAGAGGAGAUUUAGGAAAAUUUAUAGCAGGUCCUCAAAUAUCCUGGUUUUGUCAAGCACCAUUUUAUUAUAGCAUUGAUGAGAUUUUGUAGGAACUUAACUCUUGUUUAUAUCAAUUAGCCUAUUGUAAAAAUUUUUCAUUACACAUUGUUCCACUGCAGUUCCAAUUAUUGAUAAUGUUAAAUGAGGACUUCUGUACAAUUUCUUUACAAACAGCCAAAUCACUUAUUGUCACAUCCAUGUAUCAAUAGAUAGUGUUAGGGCCAUUUAAAACAUAUUUAUGUCUCUCCCCCCCCCCCUCCCACACACAGUUUAAUAUAAAAUUGGAGAAGUCAUUAGCUCUGCCCUAACUGGUAAUGUUAUAUAUAUAUAUAUAUAUAUGAUGUAGAAAAUGACACAAAACAUGGCAGCUUGCUACCCAUAAGAUCCCUCUGUAGGAAGAAAUCAUUGUUAAUUCAAAUAAGCUGAUAUUAACUUUAAUUCAAUGAAUUUUUCAACUGGUUCUUAAAUAUUCAUAUUGAUCUGUUUUUAAGGUAGUUAUUUGAAUGUAGUUUGCAUUCAAAUAAAAUAAUGAAGACUUCCAAAGGAAAGGUAGAACAUUAAAAUUUUUUCUUUAUAAAUUAUAAAAUAAAAUUCUUAAUACCUAAAUUAUUGUAAUGGUUACUAAAAUUAGCCUACACCUCCCCAACAAGGUCUCUAAACCACAGUAUUUUGUUCCAGUUUCAGAUUUUAAAAUUGAGCAUAUUAAACAUCACACCAAAACUACAGUAUCUUUAAAAAAAUCAAUUUCAUCAAAAUAACCAUUAGACGAAUCUUUGGCUUUUAAAUAUUUUAAAUUUGAAGUCAGAAUGAAAGAUAGAAAGUUGUCAGAAUGAGAUUGAAAGCAUUUAUAAAGCCACAUCCCAUAUAAUAAAAGCCUAAUAUGCAAAUUGACCAAACGCAGAACGAUGGGUAGAAUGACCUGUCACUAUGAUGCACACUGACCACCAGGGGACAGGUGCUCAACACAGAAUCUUCCCCCAGCCUGCAAUCCCCAGGCCAGCCAAGGCGGGUGCCAGCAGCCCCCAAACCCAUCUCCCUGCCAGUCGCCCCACGGAUCGGCCCUGAUCACUGGCCAGGCCUAGGACCCUUCCCAUGCACGAAUUUCGUGCACUGGGCUCCUUGUGUUCUUUAUAAUCAAGGAGGUGUGGCUGAGGUAGAAUAGAGUAACUUGUGACUUCCAUUUCUUCUACAAAGCAGGGCAGAAAGGUGCCACAGUGCCAACAGCCUCCCCUCACCGCAGAAAGAACGGGAUGAUGUCUGUUAUUGGGGGGGUCAUGUGAAAGCCAAAACAGCAACUUCAGCAAAAGCAGUUGUACUGAUUAUAGAACCUCUGUCUGCAGAGGUGCUUGUUAGGGACAACGAGAAGUCUCUCGUGUAAUUAGAUGAUGUUUGAAACGCGAAAAACAAAAGAGAACUAAAAAAAGAAUCCUCAGUAAACACAGCUAGAUGAUGGCAUAUAUAAUUUUUUUUUUUUUUUUGCAGGUAGCUUUUUAAUGUUUACAGAAAUCUUUCUAUUUUGAAAUUUGAGGCUUGUUUACGUUCAUUGCUCAGAUAAUUCAGAAUUUUUAAAUAAUGUCAAAACUACAGUGUCAACCAUUGUAGUUCGUAGUUCCCUUCCGAGUAGAUUCGGGUUUUUAGAUUACAGCUUGAAAUUUCUGACCAAUUUAAAAAACAAGAGGAUAAAAGCACAGUUUGACAAAGCAGAUUUAUAAUUAAUUUUCACUACUUGAGCCUCUAACAACUGCUUGCCUUUUGGCCAUACAACACCCUGUGUAGCUGUACUUGUGACUGUUUAAAUGUUUCUUUGAUUGACAAUGUCAGCAUCUCCCUGGCCACUGAAAUGAUCUUGUUUGUUUACAGCAAUACUUCUGUGAAACUAUUAUUUAUUUGUGAAAGAGCUCUCCUCAACUGUGUUCAUCUUUUUCUUUUUGCUUAAAAUAGAACACAUUUAAAUUUAAAGGAAAUAUGAAGGCACUUCCUUUUUUAAUAAGUAGGAAAUUGCCAGAUGCUUCUUUCAUCAGACUUAAAAGUACUGAAGAAGACUAUUUGUAAAUACAAUAUAAGGAUUCCCACCUUUUAAAAAGGAAGGUACAACUUUGGUGCUCCAAUGCAGGGCUGUCUGCAAACUCAUAAACGAAGGGAAAAUAAACAAGCAGCUUGGAUGGUCACUUGGGUAGAAGAUGGUUGUACACAGUGUUAUUGCUAAAAACGUUUUUACCUCUUGGUGGUUUGCAUCUUUCUUUUUUCGUAUUAACUUUAUACCAAAAUGUUAAAUAUUUAUAUUAUUUGAAUUUUGCUUAUAUGUUAAAAUAAUUAGUGUUUUUUUAAAUAAAUAUGUGAUUUACAAUAAACAACUUGAAAAUUG